This is a messenger RNA of Toxorhynchites rutilus septentrionalis, 345 nucleotides long. Its product is annotated as cuticle protein 19-like. Bases 1 to 345 code for a protein of 114 amino acids. Gene Ontology annotation, cellular component: extracellular matrix. The record is from RefSeq and is a predicted model, not a curated record. The transcript is spliced from 2 exons. NCBI's taxonomy places the organism in Eukaryota, Metazoa, Arthropoda, Insecta, Diptera, Culicidae.
AUGUUCAAGAUCAUCCUUCUGGUUGUCUGUUUGACUGUUGUUACAUCUGCUCAGCACUAUGGAGGACAUCACGGCCACCACGAGGAUCAUCAUCAUACCCAUCCGAAAUAUAAAUUCGAAUAUGGCGUCAAGGUUGGACACACCAAAGAUCACAAGAGCCAGUGGGAACAUCGCGAUGGAGAUCUGGUGAAGGGACAGUACACUCUGGAUGAAGCCGAUGGAACGCAUCGUGUUGUUGAUUAUACUUCGGACCAUAAGACCGGAUUCCAGGCUCAUGUUCAGCGGAAGGGACACGCACAUCAUCCACACGGAGAGAGCUACGUUAAAAUUGAUCAGCAUUAUUAA